AUGGAUUUGGCAGCGUGUUUAAGGUUUCUUCCGUCUGUUGCGGGAUUGCUUGCCAAGGUGCACGCUAUUGAAAUGCCGCUGCCAAAGUCUCCCCAAUACGUGCCGCUGAUCCGCUCUUGGUUGCACAAAUGCCGCAACAAUGUAGCUCUACCGAUACAUUUAGAAAGAGUGGCAAUACAUGAUGAAGUUGAGUUUCCCAGUAUUCUUACAAUAGACCAACUUGAACGCGAAUUUGAAGAAAUCAAAGAUUUUUUGAGCACGCAAGAAGAAAGUCCUUCAGUGUUUUGUCACGGUGACCUCGUGCCUUCAAACGUUCUCCUAAGGGACGUCAUUGAGAACGGUUUGGAUGAACGAGCUUCAGUAGACGAUAAACGCUUGGUUCUGAUAGACUUCGAAUUCGGCUUCUACAAUUAUCGGUAG
This is a messenger RNA of Cooperia oncophora, 420 nucleotides long. NCBI's taxonomy places the organism in Eukaryota, Metazoa, Nematoda, Chromadorea, Rhabditida, Trichostrongylidae. The record is from the annotation of a GenBank genome assembly.